This is a messenger RNA of Fonsecaea pedrosoi CBS 271.37, 423 nucleotides long. RefSeq lists its product as uncharacterized. The record is from RefSeq and is a predicted model, not a curated record. Bases 1 to 423 code for a protein of 140 amino acids. NCBI's taxonomy places the organism in Eukaryota, Fungi, Ascomycota, Eurotiomycetes, Chaetothyriales, Herpotrichiellaceae. The transcript has a single exon.
AUGGUGAACUUCUUUCAAGAAUUCGACACCGAACCCAAGACGUACGAGAUGCUGAUCGACUCCUUUCGCCUACGCUGCGACGACGACUAUGCCUACGGCGGGCACUACCAUGGCAUCUACGGGCAGCACCCCGCGCUCCCUGUCUUCCGCGACUUCCUCACUCGUGCCAAAGUGGCGGGGAUGUUGCCCCGAUGGUGGAACGAGGACAAGGAGAGCGCGUGCGUGCGUAUGGCCGUCGAGGACGAGCACUUCAACAUCGAAUUCGCGGUCGAGAAGCACGACAUUAUCGAGCACUACAAAGACCGCUUCAUGCCCAUGAGGCUGCGUAUGGCGGCCGAGAACGUGUACGGCGGCGGGUACGGGUUGGGCCAGCGAUCGAUGCCAGAGGACUACGAGUGCCAGUGUCGAAUGGACUGGAGGUGA